UUACAAUUUUGGGGCAUCUGUAUUCCUUCGUGGUCAGUGUUGAAGUUGGAAAAAAUGUAAAGAUUCGUCGGAAAACAUCAGAAUAGUUGAAAUGAAAUGUUAAUUGUAAUGAUUACAUUCCCUAAAAUAAGGCGAGAAAAUCCUAGAUUGGGAAAACCCUAAGAUGGUAUCCCCAAAUGUGACAUCGAUUCGAACUGUGUGUAGACAAUUGUGGAAGCGUGAAGGGCGAAGUGACCGUCGGUUGUUAAACGGCACUUGUAACACAAGAUUGUAGGUGCAUUAACACUAAUCGUUGUGUGAACACUAUUGGGAAGAAGCCAUAUCGUGAAAGUGUUGAGAUUGGGCCAACGUAACAUGACGAUGCCACAGGGAGCGAGCGAGCUAGAUCUUGGCAUCAUCAACUAAGAAUGAGAAUACAUGGUGUGAUCUGCCAACUCUUAUUAUUUGGAUGAUCAAAGACAGACUAGAUUUUCCUACCAAUCUCCGAUUCACUUCCGUUUGCAAGAAUUGGCACCACAUAUCCUUGUCCUACACCAUCAAUCACCACCACUCUAGGAGUGAAUCACCACUAUGGAUCAUGAUGACUGAAGACAUAUCUCAGAGCAAGCGGGACUUCAUAAAUAUCUCAACUGGAGAGAAGUACAACAUUGAUCUCCCUGAUUUUCGCAACACCAUUGUCUUGUAUUCGAAAAAAAUGUGGUUGCUGCUAGUUAAAAUGAAGCACAUAAAGAAAAGGUAUUUGCUCAAACAAAUUGUGGACCCUGAUACCAAUUCUUCUUUCUUGUUGCUUAAUCCUUUCAUGAAGGCGAUGAUUAAAUUACCCUUAAUUCAAUAUAUAUUAGAACCUUAUGGCGCGUUUACUAUAGCAGACAGCGGCAAUCCUCAAUUUGUUAUCCUUUCCAGUGCCGCCUUAUUCAAUUGUGGAUCAUUUGAUUGGGUAGAUUUAUGGACCAUCUGCGUAGGGGUUGAUGAAAAGUGGAGUGGCUAUGUUAGUACUAAAUGGAAAUUACCAAGAAGAGUUGAAAUAAUACUGCGUGUAGUGAUUGUUGGACACUUGGCAUACUUCUUCAAUCAAAAUUCACACGUUUUUGUUUUUGAUUUGUUGAAUUUGCAGUUUCAAGAAACUGUGAAAACAACAACAAAUGAAUUUUCGAGCAAGUCUUGUUGGUUUUGCGUAAUGGAGAACCGAGUUGAGAUUUAUAAGGUUGUUCUUGCUGACAGGAUUUGUGGAGUUAUCCCAAUGUUUUAUAGAUUGAAGAAGAUAACUAAAAACAACACAAAUUUUGAUUGUGAGGGUUUGAACAGUGAAGAGUUCAAAAAUAAGUGUUAGUAUUUGAUCAGAAGCCAAGGAUACCAGUGUUUUGUAUUUGAGGAAAAAAGACAGUGUGAAAUUUAUCACAACCUAGGUGUUUGGUAUGAUGAGUAUCUUAACUUUCAUUUUUUCAAGGGUAAUUUGGUGGAAAAAGUCAUGUCACAACCAAUUCAAGGCUGUGUAAUCAAGGAGCGGGCUGACAUGGGCUAGAUUGAUUUUUAGUUCAGGGAAAAAAUAAAUGAGCAACUUAGAUUUGAUUGUAUAUUGUAGAAUCCACUCAUAGAUUAAAUUUUAACCGUACAUUGAUAAUUUUGAAUUUGUAAUAUAAUUGUUAUUCCGACUUUUAUCACAUAGGAUGACUUUGUUAGUUGUAAGAAGUUAUCAAAAUGAAAAGAUCAUUAAUAAGAUGCAUAAUUUCAU
Messenger RNA from Camellia sinensis, 1732 nucleotides. The record is from RefSeq and is a predicted model, not a curated record. NCBI's taxonomy places the organism in Eukaryota, Viridiplantae, Streptophyta, Magnoliopsida, Ericales, Theaceae.